Messenger RNA from Papaver somniferum (opium poppy), 1098 nucleotides. RefSeq lists its product as uncharacterized. Bases 1 to 1098 code for a protein of 365 amino acids. Lineage: Eukaryota; Viridiplantae; Streptophyta; Magnoliopsida; Ranunculales; Papaveraceae. The record is from RefSeq and is a predicted model, not a curated record. The transcript has 2 exons.
AUGGAAGCUUGGCGUGAAGAAGUGCAAGUUUGUACCUAUGAGCAAAGGUUUUUCGUUAUUAUGUUAUCAAACUCAGAUGAUAAUGAGAAGAUUUCUGCUUCAAACUGGUUUAUCAAUCAUCGUGCGCUGAAGUUAAUUGAUUGGUACCCAGGGUUCAAUUCGGAGAAACAAAAGACUUCCCACGCAGCUGUUUGGGUACGUUUUCCAGGGCUUCCGAUGAAGUUAUGGACAGAAAAAUCAAUUCUUUCCAUGGGAAAAAUUCUUGGAACACGAAUUGUGGUGGAUCAAAGAACCCUAAGUCUAGAAUAUGGCCACUUUGCUUCUGUUUUGGUGGAUAUUGAUUUUGCAAAACAUAUCCCUAAAUGUAUUGCUUUAACUGCAGGUGGUAGAAAAUUUUGGCAAUAUCAAGAUAUUCCUAAUGAUCCUAAGUUCUGUUUUGCUUGUAACAUUAUAGGGCACUGUGACGAUGAGUGUAAAAAGAAGAAUAGUAAUACAUCUUCGAGCAAAGUUAUAGCUAAAAAGGUUGAAAAUGUUCCAUUGGCUAACAAGAGGAAAGGUAAUAACCAACAAUGGCAGGUAAAAGAAAAGAAAGAUGAUGAAAUCGGUGGUGCAUCCAACUCUAAGGUUGAUGAGGCACAAAAAGUUGAUAAUAGGAAUGUUAAAAAAUUUGUUGCUCCAGUUCUUUUCCCUGAUGAUAAACAGUUAGAGGAGGAUCUUAAUAACUCUUUUAUUGAGUAUCGUGAAGCACAUAUCAAGCUGAUUAGGUGCAAGAAUGUUAUUGCUGCUAAAGCAGCUAUUGCUGCACGUCAAGUUGAUAAAUCCGUGAACAACUCAAACUCUGAAGUUACGGAAAGGAAUGCACAAUCAAAACAGAAUAUAGAAACUUCUGGCGCAAAGCAAAAAAAAAAACACGGAAGAAGCUGUGAUCAAACAAAAGUCCGUGCAGAAUCAGCCUGCCAUGCUUAUAUUUGUGAGGUUAUGGAGAAGGAGGAGGAACAAUUUUUAGAGAAUUCAAGUGAUUCUGAAGGUAGUAUUGGUUCGAAAGAAUGGGGUGAAGUUGAUGCAUAUAUUCUAGGAAGGAAAAACGCUAGAAAAUAG